Molecule: messenger RNA, 3347 nt
Organism: Manihot esculenta (cassava)
Lineage: Eukaryota; Viridiplantae; Streptophyta; Magnoliopsida; Malpighiales; Euphorbiaceae
Product: U-box domain-containing protein 5
Exons: 7
Coding region: 846-3071 (741 amino acids)
Biological process (GO): protein ubiquitination
Cellular component (GO): nucleus; cytoplasm
Molecular function (GO): ubiquitin-protein transferase activity
Source: RefSeq, a predicted model, not a curated record
UUAGUGGUGUGGUGCAUUUUCGCGGCAACCAGUCGCCCAAAAGGGCCAAAAGCAGAAGACUCUCCCCUUCUCUGCAUUUCUUUGGAGGCAGUUGGGGGGGACUUAUUUUCCACUCUCAGAAGGGCACAAAGGCAUCUCUCUUUGGUCAAUCUCUGUCUACGACUCUACAUCGUCUGCUGCUGCUUCCUUAUAUUCUUUCCUUUCACAUUUCAAUUUUCUUUGUACAUGGAAUUCAUACUUCACCUCCACCAACUCUAACUGCCGCCUCUCUGGAUGCUUGCAUAGCCUUGGCUUGAAGCUUAUUUGCUUGUUUAAAUGCCUCUUAUAGCUAGCUAGCUAUCUACCUCUCUUCACUUACCUGAGGCCAAAAUUUUCUGAGAAAAGAAGUGCGUAAAUUUCUCAAGGAUUUUUCUUUUUUUGAGAAGUGGCUGCUUCGUUUUCUUUUUAGCUUUACUACUUCUAAUGGUCGAGAUUAACGGGCCGGCUGAUUGUUUUCUUUAUGCAACAAACUGGGUUUUCUGCCGCUUGAACAACAGGGACUGAGUCUUGGUCCUCAAGUCAGCUUGGCAGUUAGAAACAGACGGUAACUCGAAAUUUGGUUGCUGUGUGGAUGAAGGUAUAGGGAUUGGCUUGUCUUGUUUAUUGAACUUCUUGUGGUGCUGCGAUACUGGGGUUUCUAAUUAUUUGUGGAUUCUCAGUGAUGAUCAGCUGCUAUAAAUAGGUACAACUAAAUUUACCCACUUGUGUGUUUCCUUUGAAAAGGAACUCUAAUAACUAAAUUUGCUCGCUUGUGUGUUUUCUUUAAACUCAAAUCUGUAUGAGCUUGUAGAUUGAGGGCUAGCAGGAUGGGAAAUGAGGGUGCUCAUCACUUGGAGCUUCCUUACUACUGUACUAUUAAGCAAUUGCAGGUUCAUGGUUUGAUUUGCUUGCGACUUAAGGACUUCAUAGAUAGAAUAUUACAGAUUUAUCCAGCUAUUGAAUCUGCAAGACCACGAUGCAGGACAGGGCUACAGGCAUUAUGCUCUUUGCAUAAUGCUAUGGAUAAAGCAAGACUACUUAUCCUGCACUGCUCCGAAAGUAGCAAACUCUACUUGGCAUUUCAAGCAGAUCGGAUACUCCAGAGAUGCGAAAACUUGAGAAAGGCUCUGGAUUUAAGCUUAGGCCAAAUUCAAAAUAUGGUUCCAACAUUACUGGCUGCCAAGAUAUCUGGAAUUGUUGAAGAUCUUAGGAGUGCAAAAUUUCAGUUAGAAUCUUCUGAAGUUGAGGCUGGAAAGGCUGUAAAAGAUUUGCUUAGGCAGGACAUGCCUGCAUCAGAUUCUAUAAACAAGGCAGAACUAGGGGCCCUUGAAUUUGCAGCUGUGAGACUGAAAAUUACAUCCCCUUUGGCUGUCUUGAUAGAGAAAAGGUCCAUCAAGAAACUACAUGAGAAAAUUUGUGAUAUGGACCCGAAAAAGAAAAUCCUGGAAUAUUUCUUGUAUCUUUUGAGGAAAUAUGGAGGACAGAUUGGGCAAUGCGAAACCAAUGGUGGCUUUUCUCAGCAUGAGGAAUGCAAGACUCAAACUACUGAAAAACCUUCUCCACCUGACCCACCACAUGAAUUUAAGUGUCCAAUCUCUAUGAGACUAAUGUAUGACCCAGUAAUCAUCAAUUCUGGCAAAACAUAUGAACGAGUUUGGAUUGAGAAAUGGUUUAGUGAGGGGAAUGAUACAUGUCCAAUAACACAUAUAAAGCUGGAUAAUUUAUGCUCGACUCCAAAUGUUGUGAUUAAGGGCCUUAUUUCAAAGUGGUGUUCAAAUCACGGGAUUAAUAUUUCUGCACCAUGUGCACAAACAAUUCCAGCUUCUAGUUUCUCAAAGAGGCUUUUGUCCUUUACAUCUGUUGCUAGCAUUGGCAGUUCUAUGAAUGAUUUGUGCCUUCAAGUUAGCAAUGUCUCACUUAGGUCGUCAGAUACAAAUUGUGGAUCAGAUUUAGUGGAUGAUGAUAACAUUGCUAAUUUCAGUGUUGGCCUCCCUCGGACGAGUUCAGGUAUCUGUGUAAGUCAGUCAUCUAUAACUGCCCAUAGCAUAAUUAGGGUGGCAUCAUUCUCCAAACUGGAUUCAUUUCCGUGGGAAUCCCAGUGCAGGGCAGUGCAAGAUAUUAAAGAGCAACUGAACAAAAAUGAGCAGGAAUGUGAUUUGCUAUUUAACAAGAAUUACAUGAAGCCACUGGUUAAAUUUUUGAAGGAUGCAUAUGACUCUUGUGAUGAAAAAGCCCAGGAUGAUUCAGUGGAGGUGCUUUUGGCAAUUUUAAGCAAAAGCAGUACUGGAUUGCCUACAUUUGACAAAGAUGCAAUCUACAUACUGGCAUCAGUUCUUGAUUCUGACAUCACAAGUAAGGCUCUUAAAGUCAUGGAAGUUCUAUCAUGCCAACCCUCGUAUAAGCCUGGAAUUCUUGCAUCAGGAGUUCUACCUUCCAUCCUAAAAGUCCUUGAUGCACAAGUUAGGGAGUUCCAUGAAUUUGCCAUGAAGAUACUCUGUAAUUUGUCCUGCAGCAGUGAUAUAGCAUACCACAUUGUGUAUUUGGAUUGCAUCCCAAUGUUGCUUCCUUUUCUCUGUGAUCAGAGUCUUGCAGGGUAUUGCCUUAAUAUUAUGAAUGCCUUGUGUGAUAUUGAGGAAGGUAGGAAAGCAGUUGCCCAAACCAAAUCUUGCAUUGCUUCAAUCGCCAAUCUUGUGGAAACUGGUAGUAAGCAAGAGCAAGAAACUGCAAUGGAAGUUCUGCUGGCUCUAUGUUAUGAACACAUCCAGCAUUGUCAACAGGAAUUGGGAGAAAGCACAAUAAAAACUCUGUUCAAUAUAUCUGUUAAUGGGAAUCAAAGAGGAAGGAUUAUUGCCUCAGAAUUGCUCCAGAUUUUGGGACAUACAACAGAAGGUGAUGUCUCAGACUGUUCUACAUUUAGUGCUGUCUGCAGCAUGGUCAUCUCAAGUGACUCUGGCAGUGGUGAUCAUACUAAAGGGAAAAAAUCACCUUCCAGGGGAUUUGGAGAUCUGGCAAGGAAAAUUGCUAGAUUUUUUCACCGUAAUCGUCAGUUAUGAUCUACUGAAUGUUUGGUUGACGGGUAUGUUAUUUCUUUUUUUCACAAAACAACAUAGGAUGUAACAAAGGAGUAACGGAGUAGUUGUCAAACACCCGUGUCAAAUACUCUCUGUGAAUAUUAGAUGAGUUUUACUAUUUUGUUUGAUGUAUAAAAUUACUUGCAUUUCUGGUCAGAAGUAAAUUUGCUAAUUUGAUAGUUCAACUGGGGGCAUUUUCUCUGUUUGCACAUUUAUCAAAUGAAUGAAUUCUAAACUAUCAUUUGUAAUGCUAUUAAA